AUGACCGGUUAUUCCGGUGGCACCGUGUUGAUCAUGGCGAUACCAUUGAUAUUUUCAAUGGAAGUGUAUCCGGUGGCUCUUUGUAGCGACAAUGUUGGAUUCAGAAAAGCUAUGUCGCUAAUUUUAGAGAUCAAAGAGAAGGUUGAGAAGUUUCAACGUAUCCCUGUUUCCAAACAAACUCUUUUCUUCCAAGGAAAUGUUCUACAAGAAAAUCUUGACAUCGAACAAUGUCAGAUCCUCCACAACUCACGUCUACAGCUCCUCAUCUGUACUCCCAGUACCGACCAAAGCGCGAGCACUCUGGUGUUCAAAACCGACCAAUCUCCACCGUCAAACUCAACUGAACAGAUCAUUACUGUUCAUCAAGAUCCGAGUGUGAUGAUGUCUGGGAGCAAUCACAACAACAAUAACAACAACAACAACAACAACAGCACGAAGAAGCUAAGAGUAAUGGUGUCGCUGAAAUGCGGGACCAGGAAGUUUCCGGUGGAAGUGAAUGCAUGUGAUAAAGUUGGAGAGCUGAGGAAGGAGCUUGCUAAUAUUCAACAAAGGUUUCGGUUUAAUCUACCUCAAGAAGGUUAUUUCUUUAUACACAAACAAAAUGUAAUGGGUGAUGACCGGUCAUUCCGGUGGCACCGUGUUGAUCACGGUGAUAACAUUGAUAUUUUCAAUGGAAGUGUAUCCGGUGGCUCUUCGUAG
Messenger RNA from Brassica napus (rape), 699 nucleotides. Its product is annotated as ubiquitin domain-containing protein 7SL RNA1-like. Gene Ontology annotation, cellular component: nucleoplasm; cytosol. The record is from RefSeq and is a predicted model, not a curated record. Gene Ontology annotation, molecular function: proteasome binding; polyubiquitin modification-dependent protein binding; ubiquitin binding. The coding region runs from base 1 to 699 and encodes 232 amino acids. Gene Ontology annotation, biological process: proteasome-mediated ubiquitin-dependent protein catabolic process. NCBI's taxonomy places the organism in Eukaryota, Viridiplantae, Streptophyta, Magnoliopsida, Brassicales, Brassicaceae. The transcript has 2 exons.